UGAAAUUAUUAACGGUGUGUUUUAUAUCAACGUAGCUAGCUGAACAUGUUUAAGUGACUACUUUAGAUGCUAUAGCUAAAUAAUAUUCUCACAUAUCCGAGAUAUGCAUGGUUCAAUCUAACCAUUAGAAGCAUAGUUGCCUUCUGAUGUGAAGACACUGGACAGUGAGUUGGCUUCACGCACACAGGACGUACGAGUUCAUCGCUUGCUCUGCUAGCUAACGGUACUGGGUGCUGGAAGUCCAGUACCAAGGCUGUCUUCUAGCGAACCUGAGCUGAGCCCAACAACGUCCGGAUGCACAUUACUGGUUCACAUGAAAGCAAAGAAUUACUGAAGAAUGAAGCACAAUCAUUUCAACAAUCCAUUUCAGUUCACGUUAUCGUCCUCUUAUCCAAAACUGAUCCUAUUUGUAGUUUUAUCUGGAACACAAGAGUGACCAAGAAACUCUGGGAAGGUCAGGACUGGACUUUUGGUCUCUGUACAUUCUUGCCUUCCCCAAAAGUUUCACCCAUGAAAUAUAGGGUCAGCUUUUUGGGAUAAACACUACACAACAUUUGGGAUAUAGGUGUCAAUACACUUGAAAUUGUCUUUGCGAGCAGCCAACUAGACCUACAUCCUUUCUGCCGUUUUGUUGUGGUUGUGUACAGUACCUUUGGUCACACAAAAUGGAGUGGAACAUGGAGUAUUGUAUGGAUCAGAUAAUGCAGAAGGACCUGGGUCGACGGCUACAGCUGGGCCAGGAAAUCAUAGACUUCAUCCUAGACAAGUCCCAGGACUUGGAGCAGGACCAGACCAUGCUGGACAGAAUGGUGGAUGGUAUUGCUACCAACUGGGUCAACUCCAGCAAUUUUAAGGUAGCAUUGUUGGGAAUGGACAUACUCUCCGCCUUAGUUACAAGACUGCAGGAUCGCUUUAGGACACAAAUUGGAACUGUUUUGCCGAGUUUGAUUGAUCGUUUAGGCGACUCAAAGGACCAAGUCAGAGAACAAGACCAGGCCCUUCUGCUGAAGAUCAUGGACCAAUCUGCUAACCCACAGUAUGUAUGGGACAGAAUGUUAGGAGGCUUUAAACACAAGAACAAUAGGACGAGAGAGAGUCUCUGCGUUUGCCUUAUCUCCACAUUAAAUGUAUAUGGUGCCCAAGGAUUGACCCUUAGCAAAAUUGUGCCCCACAUAUGUAAUCUUUUAGGAGACCCUACAAGCCAGGUGAGAGAUGGAGCCCUGAACUGUCUGGUUGAAAUCUACAGGCAUGUCGGGGAGAGAGUCAGGGUCGACCUUGGGAAAAAGGGACUCCCACAGUCACGGUUGAAUGUGAUUUUCAGUAAAUUUGAUGAAGUACAACGGUCGGGUAACAUGAUCCUGUCUCCCGUCUCAGAUAAGAAUUUUGAUGACGAUGAUUCGGUGGACGGGGGGAGGUCAUCCUCCUCCAAGGGCCUGUCCUCGGGGAAGAAGUCGCUGAGUGUUGGAUCAGUCCGCAGGCCCAGCUCUGCCUCCAGCACCAAAUCCACAGGGAGGGAUGGUGCUGGAGCAGCUGCUGGAGCCGUGGAUGAGGAGGACUUCAUCCGUGCCUUUGACGAUGUGCCCACUAUGCAACUUUUCUCCAACAGGGAGCUGGAGGACACCAUGACUAAGAUCAGAGAGGUGCUGGCUGACGACAAACGAGACUGGGAGCACCGAGUGACCGCAUUGAAGAAGAUCCGUUCUCUGCUCCUAGCGGGAGCGGUGGAGUUUGACGGUUUCUCCCAGCAGCUGCGUCUCAUGGAGGCGGCAUUUAAGAUGUCUGCUAAAGACCUUCGGUCCCAGGUGGUGAGAGAGGCCUGCAUCACCCUGGGCCAUCUGUCCUAUCUCCUGGGGAACCGAUUUGACCACUGUGCCGAGUCCAUCAUCCCCACCCUCCUCAACCUGGUGUCCAACUCGGCCAAGGUCAUGGCCACCUCCGGCAUCGCCGCCAUUCGUCUCAUCAUCAGGCACACACACUUCCCUCGUCUCAUUCCCAUUGUGGCCAGCAGCUGCCAGUCCAAAUCCGUGGCCGUGAGGAGACGCUGUUUUGAGUUCAUGGACCUCUUGCUGCAGGAAUGGCAGACCAACUCUCUGGAGAGGCAUGUAGCUGUUCUGACGGAGACCAUCAAGAAAGGGGUCCACGAUGCAGAUUCCGAGGCCAGAUCUGUGGCCAGGAAGUGUUACUGGACAUUCCACGGCCACUUCAGCCGGGAGGCGGAACAGCUUUUCCAGGCUCUUGAGUCGUCCUACCAGAAGGCUCUUCAGUCCCAUCUGAAGAGUUCUGACAGCGUCAUGUCCCAGCCCGCCUCGGACCGCUCCUCCUCCUCCUCACAGGAGAGUCUGAACCGCCCUCAGUCUGCCAAGAACUCAGUAGGAAGCACCCUAACCAGGACUACCGUGGCCCCGUCCAGGGUCCCCUCCACCCCAGGUUCUCUCCAGCGCUCCCGCAGUGACGUGGACGUGAACGCCGCCACCUCCGCUAGGGCCAAGACCAGGAUGACCCCUGUGCCCGCUCUGCCUGCCCCAUUCAGCUCAGCCUCCGCUCUGCCGCCCGGCUCCUACGCCUCUCUAGGCACGCCUGGUAACGUUAGGCCGCAGGGUCGUGUGCGUACCAGGAGGACAAGUGCCGGGGGCAGCGUGGGGGUGGGUCCCUCUGUCACCGACAGCAGGGGGAGGAGUCGAGCCAAAAUGGUGUCCGUGUCCCAACCUGGCAGUCGUUCCGGCUCCCCUGGUCGUCUGCUCGGUCACACGUAUGGCAGGACCCCCAGGGCGACCGCCGGGCCCGCUCCGGCAGACAGGAGGCCCAAAGUCCCCCGGAGCCAGGGGUGCAGCCGGGAUACCAGCCCCGACCGGUCAGCCCUGGCGAGGAGCCGUAUCCCUCGGCCCAGCAUGAGUCAGGGAUGCAGCCGGGAAACCAGUAGGGAGAGCAGCAGAGACACCAGCCCUGCUCGGGGCUUCUCUCCUCUGGCGUCCAGACAGGUCUCCCGUUCAGCAGAGUCGGUGGGCCACCCAGAACGCCUGGGUCUGGCCCACCAGGCCCGUAUCUCUGCCUCGGUCAACGCCAUGAGGAUCCUCAACACUGGGACUGAGGUGGAGGCUGCGGUGGCCGACGCCCUGCUCCUAGGAGACGCCAGGAACAGCAAGCGGCGGCCAGUCCGACGGCGGUACGAGUCCCCGGGGAUCUACUCGGACGACGACGCCAACAGCGACGCUAGCAGUGCCUGCUCGGAGCGUUCGUAUGGCUCGCGGAACGGCGGCCCACCCCACUACAUGAGGCAGACGGAAGACGUGGCCGAGGUCCUGAACCACUGCGCCAGCUCCAACUGGUCCGAGAGGAAGGAGGGCCUGCUGGGGUUACAGAACCUGCUGAAGAGCCAGAGAACCCUCAGCCGUGUGGAGCUGAAGAGGCUAUGCGAGAUCUUCACGCGGAUGUUUGCCGACCCCCACAGCAAGCGAGUGUUCAGCAUGUUCUUGGAGACUCUGGUAGACUUCAUCACGUUGCACAGGGAGGACCUCCAGGACUGGCUCUUUGUCCUGCUAACCCAGCUACUGAAGAAGAUGGGGGCCGAUCUCCUGGGCUCCGUCCAGGCCAAGGUCCAGAAGGGUCUGGACGUCACCAGGGAUUCGUUCCCGUUCGACCAGCAGUUCAACAUCCUGAUGCGUUUCAUUGUGGACCAAACCCAGACCCCCAACUUGAAGGUCAAGGUGGCCAUCCUGCGCUACAUUGAGGGCCUGGCCCGGCAGAUGGACCCCAGCGACUUUGUCAACUCCAGCGAGACACGGCUGGCGGUCUCUCGCAUCAUCACCUGGACAACAGAACCGAAGAGCUCCGAUGUCAGGAAGAGCUUCAACCCUAACUGGGCAGGUGAGGAGUUAUCAGGCAGGCCCUGCGCCACCGUAGCUUCUCUACCUGGGGAGGGGAACGUGGAGGAGAGGUGCAAGCAGGCAGCCCAGGUAGUUCUGAUUGCCCUGUUUGAGCUGAAUACCCCGGAGUUCACCAUGCUGCUGGGAGCCCUUCCGAAGACCUUCCAGGACGGCGCCACCAAACUGCUCCAUAACCACCUGCGGAACACCAGCAACACCGCAGCGGCGUCUCCUGGCAACACCAUGGGCCGCCCCCCCCCGGCGCGUCACUACAGCAGUCGCAGUAGCCCCCUCACCUCCCCCACCAACUCCCACGGCUCCCACGGGGGUCUGUCUCCCAGUCGACUGUGGGGUUGGAGUGGUGAUGGCCUGUCAAAGUACCCCCCUCCCUUUCCUUCAUCCCUCUCCUCCAUCCCUGCCGCCCCCCCUUUCAAGACCCUGCGAUGUGCUUACACUCCCAGCAUGUUGGAGUGCGACACUGAGAACCUCAACUCUGAUGACAUCUACAGCUCGCUCCGAGGUGUGACUGAGGCCAUCCAGAACUUCAGCUUCCGCAGCCAGGAGGACCUGCUAGAGCCAGGCAGGGGCAAGAGGGAGGCCACGCCGGGUCUGGGAGCUUCAUCGGAGCUGGGCGGUGUCGACGUGGUGGAGGGGCCCGCGGGGCGCAUGGCACUGGACAACAAGACCUCCCUACUCAACACCCCAUCGCCCCGGGCCUUCUCCGGUCCGCGGGGACGCGACUACAACCCCUACAACUACACUGACACCAUCGGCGCCUACGACAAGCCGGCCCUCAGGGAGGCCGUGUCCGAGGGCGGCGUGGAGCCACUAGCCGACGGCCGUCGUCAGGAGAGCUGCGGUGAAAAUAAGGUGCUGCCAGCGAGGCAGUGUUCGCCGGCGGAGCAGCUGGAGAUGGUGUCGGAGCUGUUGAAGGAGUUGUCCACCCCCAGCGAGAGGCCGGAGGAGAGGAGGGGGGCCCUGGUGGAGCUGCUGAAGAUUGCCCGGGAGGACAGCCUGCUGGUCUGGGAAGAACACUUCAAAACCAUGCUGCUGCUACUACUGGAGACCCUGGCUGAUCAGGACCACACAAUCCGGGCCCUGGCCCUGCGCGUGCUGAAGGAGAUCUUGCGCAACCAGCCGGCUCGCUUUAAGAACUACGCCGAGCUCACCAUCAUGAAGACUCUGGAGGCCCACAAAGACUCCCACAAGGAGGUGGUGCGAGCGGCGGAGGAAUCGGCCUCCACCCUGGCCGGCUCCAUCCACCCGGAGCAGUGUGUCAAGGUGCUGUGUCCCAUCGUCCAGACGGCCGACUACCCCAUCAACCUGGCCGCCAUCAAGAUGCAGACCAAGGUGAUCGAACGCAUCACCCAGGAGUCCCUCCAACUGCUGCUGUCGGACAUCAUACCGGGACUGCUGCAGGGCUAUGAUGACAUGGAGAGCAGUGUGAGGAAGGCCAGUGUGUUUUGCCUGGUGGCCAUUUACUCCGUGAUCGGUGACGAGCUCAAGCCUCACCUGGCCCAGCUCACCGGAAGCAAGAUGAAGCUGCUGAAUUUAUACAUCAAGAGAGCCCAGACGUCCACCGGCAACAUCAGCAGCACCUCUGAUGUUUUCUCACACUAAUGAACGAGGCCCUCUGGCUCCAUCCCUGUGUGCAGACACGUCCUGUUACGGGGCUGUGUUCAUUAGGCUCAAAAUGGAUGGAAUCGUGGGGAGAACAACAUGGACGUACUGGUUACAAAAAGAAAUGCUCAUUUUCCAUUGUUGUCCGGUUGCAAAAGUGUUAAAAAAUAUUUUCCCUUUUGAACGUGACUCAGAUGGAGGAAACACUUGUGCCUCAGUCUUUCUCUCCAGACCUCCUGAUGGUUACCGUAUAUUUCAUCAUUAAGGCUGUUUCCCUAAAUGGAAACUAUACCUGUUACAAUCAGUAUUUUAUUUCCUUCAACUUUGUUGUCUUGUAAAUAUAUUCAUUCCACUUAUUUCAUGUGGAUUUGACUGUGACACUACAACUUUUUAGUAAAAUGAAUGUAAAGUUCUCUAAAUGAAACCUGGAUCCGUUAUAAACCAUUUGAAAGGUUUCCGUGUUGAUGGGAGCUGAGUGCUGCGGUUCGCCAGUGCCUCUUUGUGCUCCUUUGCCAGGCCUGUUGGGAAACACGAUUGUUCCGGCAUUUGGCGGGGUGCAAUUUAGAAAUGUAGAUUUCGAUUGUCAUUCUUGGCUAUCGAAAUCACACACUAAUUAUUUGCUGUCUGAAAAGAUUUGCGGCAAUGCUACAUGUCUUCAACUUGUGUUUAGAGAAGAAUCCCUGUGAAGAGUAACACAUUUUUCAUUUAGGUAGACUGUUCAUUUCGGUUAAUGGGAGAUCAUUUGCCUGUCCAGUGAUUAGUAAAGGCAAUGAAAGGCUGUUUAAUGAACAUGGGUGUUGGCUGGGAUGUCUGUGUGGUCAACACCAUAACUCCUGGGAAUCAAGGAUCAGAAAAUAUUAACCUUCAGACACUGAAAAUUAAUAAGGGGAAAUAAUUGUUUUUAUGUGCUUUGAAUUUAGCACAAUUUCUUUUUUAAAGAGAACAAAAACUAUUGGCACCUGCAGUGUUCUCUUAACCUCAUGAUUAACUCCAAAUUUCAAUGUAAAUCACAGUGAAUGAGUCCUACGAUCUUCAAAUAUUAGUCAUUGGGCAAUACAUAUUGGUCUUAAAUUAGAAACAUGAAGACAAUCUGAAAUCGAAGUUAAUGAGAAACAUUUGUCCAAAUUCUGAGUUCUGUUGUGGUUUUUUAUUUUUUUUUCAUGCAAGGAUAUAGGAGCCUAAAAGAGUUAAGUUUUGUGUUUCGAAUUGAACCCAGCAAUGAAACAGCAAUACUUAACUAGUCACAAAGAUCCCACUACUUGUAUGAACUAUGUUGUCAGAGCACUGUAAAUUACCAUUGUGAGUUAAUGUCAUUAUUUUCACUGUACAGAUGUCCGUUUUUACAAUGUUACUGCUGCUUCAGAAAUACUAACCAUGGCGUUAAACCUAAUGUAUUUUGCUGUACUUUACUUAUUAUGAAUGUUCAAGGUACAGUCGUGUUGCUUAGAAAUCAAGGCUGAGGUUAAUUCCAUUUCAGUUCACUCCUGUUGAGGAAGCUUACAUUCCACUUUCUUGUCUCCGCUCUACAGGGAAGCAAAUGGUAGUCGGAGUUUCGGUUGACUUCCCCGAUUUGUUUAAUUUGAAAUGGAAUUUAACCCCGCUGUUUUUGGACAGGAGUGUGCGGUGUUAAUGAGAACUAUUGGGCCUUACUCUGCUGGUGGAGGACAGCUUCACUAAACUGACUGUUAAAUGUACUGUAACAUGGCACCGUGUUUCUUAUCCAGUGUUGGGAGCUCAGCCAUUUCAUUGGUUCUGGACCGGUAGGAAUAGGUUCACCCCAUGGUCCAAAAUGUGGUAAAAUACAAACGCAGCGUUUCGUUUUGAUAAAACCUGCCUGUUGUGAAUGAGCUUCUUUAUUUUUUUUAUUUUUAUUUUUUUUUACAGUACAACACUUAAUAAUCGAUUAUUAAGAAGCUUGGUAUAGAAAAAUAAUUAGUAUUCCAAGUUCUUUGGAUGCAGUGGGAACAUGCGUAUUAUAUAUACCCGGUGAUUACAUUCCCCGUUCUGACUUUAUGUUGACAAAACUCUAUGAAUGUCUGGUCACUCACACACUUGCGUUCCGCUGCAGUCACAGAGCUCGGGCUAAUUCAUCAGACCACACAGCAUGUACAGGGCUGUGUGCGCGUUUUGGCCUGUAUCGACAUGGAAACCCUGUCAUCCUCAUGCCUUGAUGGGGUGUGUGUGUGUGUGUGUGUCCUGUGUUUUUUUUUUGUGACACUAUGCCUGCCAUUUAUUACUGCAUACUAACUGCUUUGGAAUAUUGCUUUGAAAUGGGUCUUUCUGCUUUCAUUUCAAACGGAUGUUACGUUUCAUUGAAAAGACAAAGGGUCACAAAUGGCUUCCUAUUCCCAUCGUAGUGCACUCUUUUGACCAGAUCCCUAUGAGACCCGGUCAAAAGUAGUUCUCCAUAUAGAGGUUUGGAUGUAAUUUAGUAUGCAUCCUAUGGCUACUGUAAAUAGGCUAAAGCCAGUCUUUUAAUGGCAGCAUUUUCCACAGAUCUAGUGUCGGCUUGGCUGUUUUAUUCGUUGUGAUUAUUUACAUUGCAUGCUCCUUUUGUUAAACAUCAGUCAUUGUUUUAUCCUUCCAUAUCUAUAUUUAUACAAAAUAUGUUUGAUUUUCUGUACAACUGUACAUAUUUCCUGUUUGGUUCACUUCGCUCUCCUGUGGUGGAAUUAGCAGAAAUGUUGACUUGAAAUAAAACAACUUCAGACUUCUA
Molecule: messenger RNA, 8199 nt
Organism: Esox lucius (northern pike)
Lineage: Eukaryota; Metazoa; Chordata; Actinopteri; Esociformes; Esocidae
Product: CLIP-associating protein 1-B
Exons: 42
Coding region: 666-5483 (1605 amino acids)
Biological process (GO): mitotic spindle assembly
Cellular component (GO): microtubule organizing center; mitotic spindle; spindle microtubule
Molecular function (GO): microtubule binding; kinetochore binding
Source: RefSeq, a predicted model, not a curated record